AUGACUCAUUCCCACUCGCAUGAUAAUGGUGAGGCUCAUGGGCACUCGCACGAGAUCAUGGACGGCCCAGGGUCAUAUGUCACGCGAGAACAGCCUCUAACGCACGAGCGGGAUUGGAACGACCGUGCUUUCACCGUUGGAAUUGGCGGACCGGUAGGAUCGGGAAAGACCGCUUUGAUGCUCGCUCUUACCCAGACUAUGCGAGACGAAUACAAUCUGGCCGCCGUCACGAAUGAUAUCUUCACACGUGAAGAUGCGGAGUUCCUCACUAGGAACAAGGCUCUUGCGAGCAACCGGAUCAAAGCCAUUGAGACCGGGGGUUGUCCGCACGCCGCCAUCCGCGAGGAUAUUAGCGCCAAUCUGCUCGCCUUACAGGGACUGCAUAAGCAAUUCCAGACCGACAUUCUUCUGAUAGAGUCUGGCGGCGACAAUCUAGCCGCCAACUACUCUCGAGAACUGGCUGAUUUCAUCGUUUACGUGAUUGAUGUGGCCGGCGGCGACAAAGUCCCGCGCAAGGGUGGGCCGGGCAUUACGGGGUCGGACUUGUUGGUGGUGAACAAGACCGACUUGGCCGGAAUUAUCGGCGCCGAUCUAGACGUAAUGGCCCGAGAUGCUGCCAAGAUGCGGGAGGGCGGACCCACCGUUUUUGCUCAGGUGAAGAAUGGGAAGGGGUUGGCCAACAUUAUAGAUCUGAUUUUGAGUGCGUGGAAGGCUAGUGGGGCAUACAGCCUUAGUGUGAACAGGUGGAAACAGGGCGCACCCCGAGGAUCUGGGAAUAUUGACGCCUAA
Messenger RNA from Penicillium arizonense, 789 nucleotides. RefSeq names its product urease accessory protein UreG. The record is from RefSeq and is a predicted model, not a curated record. Gene Ontology annotation, molecular function: GTPase activity; nickel cation binding. Lineage: Eukaryota; Fungi; Ascomycota; Eurotiomycetes; Eurotiales; Aspergillaceae. Bases 1 to 789 code for a protein of 262 amino acids. The transcript is spliced from 3 exons.